CUCAAUCGAUCGUAUCAUAUGACGAUAAGAGAAAAAAAAUAUUGUUGGAAAAUUUGUUGAAAUUUCUCUUUGUAAGCAGCUUUUGUGGAAAUAAAGUCGUGCAAAAUCCUCCAAAAUGACUGGAUUCAUGUUUAACAUUGAUGGGGGCUACCUCGAAGGCUUGUGCCGCGGAUUUAAAUGCGGAAUCUUGAAGCAGACCGAUUACUUGAACUUGGUUCAAUGCGAAACAUUGGAAGAUUUAAAAUUGCAUCUGCAAGGCACGGAUUACGCCCAAUUCUUGGCAAAUGAGCCAUCGCCUCUCGCUGUGUCGACAAUCGAUGAUAAAUUGCGUGAAAAAUUGGUUAUCGAGUUCCAACAUAUGCGAAAUCACGCUGUCGAGCCAUUAUCGACCUUCCUCGACUUCAUCACGUACAGCUACAUGAUCGACAACAUCAUUUUGUUAAUUACGGGCACUUUGCAUCAACGUCCCAUCACGGAGUUGAUCCCAAAAUGUCAUCCGUUAGGCAGUUUCGAGCAAAUGGAGGCAAUUCACGUUGCCGCAACUCCCGCUGAAUUGUACAAUGCUGUGUUGGUUGAUACGCCACUUGCUCCGUUCUUCGUCGAUUGCAUCUCCGAGCAAGAUUUGGACGAGAUGAACAUCGAAAUUAUCCGUAAUACGUUGUACAAGGCAUAUUUGGAGGCAUUUUAUGACUUUUGCAAGAGCAUUGGAGGCACAACUGCUGACGUUAUGUGCGAAAUUCUCGCUUUUGAGGCAGAUCGUCGUGCAAUUAUCAUCACCAUUAACUCCUUUGGCACGGAAUUGAGCAAAGAUGAUCGUGCCAAGUUGUAUCCACGUUGCGGAAAAAUGAAUCCUGAUGGGUUAUCGGCUCUUGCACGCGCUGAUGAUUAUGAACAAGUGAAAAUUGUCGCCGAAUAUUAUGCUGAAUAUGCUGAAUUGUUCGCUGGAUCCGGAAAUAAUCCCGGCGAUAAGACUUUGGAGGACAAAUUUUUCGAACAUGAGGUAAAACUAAACGUUUACGCCUUCAUGCAACAAUUCCAUUUUGGCGUCUUCUACUCGUAUCUGAAGCUAAAGGAGCAAGAAUGUCGCAACAUCGUCUGGAUAUCUGAGUGUGUCGCACAAAAACAUCGCGCCAAGAUUGACAAUUACAUUCCAAUUUUCCAAUAAAUCAACGGCGAAACCCAAAAAGCAUCACACCUCCGACAUUUUGGGCUCAAAAAAAAAUAUUCAUUAAAAAAAAGUAUUGUUGUAAAUAUUAAAUACUUGUGUUAAACAAAAAAAUUCUAUCAGUGUGCAAAAAGUAAAAAAAAAAAUAUUGUUACAAUCAAUUUUGAAUUAAAUUGCUGUUGUGGCAUACGAAACGAACAAUUGCCAUUAAGUUCGCAAGAAAAUUUUUAAAAUUUUAAUUUGUUACCUUUUUUCCUCUUCUUCAGACAAAAAAAAAGCUAUUCGUGUAUUGAACGGAAUAUAUCAUAUACUACCUAAAUAUUAUUAUGCAUGGUUGCAAAUUACGACUAUUAAACUUAUUAUUAUUGUAAAGUUAUAGAAAAUUAAAGUUAUGCAAAUAAAUAUAUAGAAUCUAUUUG
Messenger RNA from Culicoides brevitarsis, 1584 nucleotides. It is a transcript of the gene VhaAC39-1, whose product is annotated as V-type proton ATPase subunit d. The record is from RefSeq and is a predicted model, not a curated record. Gene Ontology annotation, cellular component: lysosomal membrane; early endosome; plasma membrane proton-transporting V-type ATPase complex. The transcript is spliced from 3 exons. Gene Ontology annotation, biological process: proton transmembrane transport; vacuolar transport; vacuolar acidification. The coding region runs from base 116 to 1165 and encodes 349 amino acids. Gene Ontology annotation, molecular function: proton-transporting ATPase activity, rotational mechanism. Lineage: Eukaryota; Metazoa; Arthropoda; Insecta; Diptera; Ceratopogonidae.